Molecule: messenger RNA, 1038 nt
Organism: Coccinella septempunctata (seven-spotted ladybird)
Lineage: Eukaryota; Metazoa; Arthropoda; Insecta; Coleoptera; Coccinellidae
Product: omega-amidase NIT2
Exons: 1
Coding region: 53-967 (304 amino acids)
Biological process (GO): oxaloacetate metabolic process; L-glutamine metabolic process
Cellular component (GO): mitochondrion
Molecular function (GO): omega-amidase activity
Source: RefSeq, a predicted model, not a curated record
GACUUAUUUUUGCACUUAUCCACUUAUCAUUAAUUCUCCUAUAUACAUCCUCAUGCUCAUUUCUAAACUGUUUCGCAGUGCUGAAGUCACAUUUAACAGGAUAUUCAAAAGAAACAUUGAAACAAUGAGUACAAAAAUCAAAGUUGCCUUGAUCCAAUGCAAUGUAGGUAAAAACAGAGAAGAAAAUCUCAAUAACGCGUCAGUUCUGAUCGAGAGGGCUAAAAAUAACGGAGCGGAACUUGUAGCAUUACCAGAAUGCUUCAAUUCACCUUAUGGAACAAAUUUCUUUAAAGAUUAUGCGGAAUCCAUUCCAAACGGACCAUCAUGUGAAAUGUUAUCAAAGAAUGCCAAAAAACACAACAUAUAUCUAGUUGGGGGAACUAUACCAGAAACAGAUGAUGGCAAAGUUUACAAUACCUGUACAGUGUGGAAUCCUGAUGGUAAAUUGAUUGCGAAAUAUCGAAAAAUGCAUCUGUUCGAUAUUGAUAUACCUGGUGGUAUAACAUUCAAAGAAUCUGACAUAUUAAGGCCUGGCAAUAAUUUGGAGACUUUCAAUAUCAAGGAUAUCAAGUUUGGCCUUGGAAUUUGUUAUGAUAUGAGAUUUGAAGAACUCGCAAAAUUAUAUAGGUUAGAAGGAUGUAGAGUCCUUUUAUACCCAGGAGCAUUUAAUAUGACUACCGGUCCACUGCAUUGGGAAUUGAUACAAAGAGCCAGAGCAAAUGAUAAUCAGGUUUAUGUUUUUGCUGUUAGUCCUGCUAGAGGAACAAAAGGUUAUAUCUGUUGGGGACACUCCCAAAUUACAGAUCCUUGGGGUAAAGUUAUAGCAGCCGCAGGCCAUGAAGAAGAAAUUAUUUAUGCAGAUAUUGAUGCUGAUGAAUGUGAUAAGGUUAGGCAGCAAAUACCGGUUGGUGUACAGAGGAGAGUAGAUAUUUACGACACUGUUAAUAUUUGUAAGAGUAAAAUUUAAAUGAAGACUUUCAUUGAUCAAAUGCCAUCUGUAAGUUACAUGUGACAAAAAUAAAAGAGAUUUGACAUAAA